This is a messenger RNA of Alnus glutinosa, 947 nucleotides long. RefSeq names its product glutathione S-transferase-like. Gene Ontology annotation, cellular component: cytoplasm. Gene Ontology annotation, molecular function: glutathione transferase activity; glutathione binding. Lineage: Eukaryota; Viridiplantae; Streptophyta; Magnoliopsida; Fagales; Betulaceae. Bases 85 to 729 code for a protein of 214 amino acids. The record is from RefSeq and is a predicted model, not a curated record. The transcript is spliced from 3 exons.
CAUAAGAAACUCUGCUUCGAUACCCAUCUACUUCUUGCUCUAUCUCUUCUUUGUUCUCGAUUGCUUAUCACCAUUUGCGCAAUCAUGGCACCCAUCAAAGUCCACGGACUCCCUUACUCAACAGCAACACAGCGGGUUCUAGCUACCCUUUACGAGAAGGAGCUUGAAUUUGAGCUUGUUCCUGUAGACAUGAAAGCUGGUGAACAUAGAAAAGAACCCUUCCUGUCCCUCAAUCCGUUCGGUCAAAUUCCAGCUUUUGAAGAUGGAGAUUUGAAGCUCUUUGAAUCCAGGGCAAUUACUACGUACAUCGCCCACCAAUAUGCUGACAAGGGGACCGAUCUGGCAUGCGGAGACACUAAGCAGAAAGCAAUCAUAGGGGUGGCGAUUGAGGUGGAGGCGCACCAAUUCGACCCUUCAGCUUCAAAGCUUGCCUGGGAGUUGGCAUUAAAGCCAGUUUUUGGAAUGGUUACCGACAAGGCAAUUGUGGAGGAGAACGAAGCUAAGCUGGCUAACGUUCUUGAUAUCUAUGAGAGUCGGCUGGCUCACUCAAAAUACUUGACAUGUGACUGCUUCACCUUGGCAGAUCUUCACCACCUGCCCGCUGUACAAUACUUGUUGGGCACAGAAGCCAAAAAACUCUUUGAUUCACGCCCACAUGUCAGUGCCUGGGCAGCUAAUAUCACAGCAAGGCCAGCUUGGUGCAAGGUCCUUGCCCUGCAGAAGCACUAAGGAGUGGUAGCCGCUGCCGGCCGGCUUCUCUAUGAGGAUGGUCAUUUGCGUUCAAUAAGCACGAGUUUUAAUCUCAUCUAGUUUGAGUCCUAGUGUUAUAGUAUCCUGAGUCCAGUGAGAGGGCUGAGAUUUUACGGUUGCUUUAAUGAGUUAUCUUGCCUGCAAUCUUCAAGUUUAUGAACUAUUCCAUAAUUCUAAAUGAUUACUCUACUUGGAAA